CAUUCCGGAGCGUCCCGGCGUCAGCCCGCCCUCUCGCCGCGUCGCCGGUGCCUGCGCCGCCCGCUCCACCUCGCUUCUCCUCUCCGGGCGAGGCCCGGGGGACCUGAGUGAGAAGCGGGGACCAUGUUCCGACGCAAGCUGACGGCUCUCGACUACCACAACCCUUCCGGCUUCAACUGUAAAGAUGAAACAGAAUUUAGAAACUUUAUUGUUUGGCUUGAAGACCAGAAAAUCAGACACUACAAGAUUGAAGACAGAGGUAAUUUAAGAAACAUCCACAGCAGUGACUGGCCCAAGUUUUUUGAAAAGGUAAGGAUAGCUGAAAAAUACAAGGACUUGGUACCUGAUAAUGCAAAAAAUACUGACAAUGCAACUAAAAAUGCAGAGCCGUUGAUCAAUUUGGAUGUAAAUAAUCCCGAUUUUAAGGCUGGUGUGAUGGCUUUGGCUAACCUUCUUCAGAUUCAGCGUCAUGAUGAUUACCUGGUAAUGCUUAAGGUAAGUUUCAUAUUUUUGAUUCUUGGGAGAAACUGUGUAGAGAAAAAUCUUCAUUUUGUCAUUUUUUUUUUUUUUAAGGGCUUGCCUGUUGCUCUAGACAAACAUAUUCUUGGCUUUGACACGGGAGAUGCAGUUCUUAAUGAAGCUGCCCAGAUUCUGCGAUUGCUGCAUAUAGAAGAACUCAGAGAGCUACAGACAAAAAUUAAUGAAGCCAUAGUAGCUGUUCAGGCAAUUAUUGCUGAUCCAAAGACAGACCACAGACUAGGGAAAGUUGGAAGAUGAACACUUUAGGAUUUUAGCUUCUUACCUACUUAGUACAAUUGGGAACCAUGUACACUUCUGGCAUGUGUUUGGAAAUCAAAUGUCACAUUUUCAAGGGAGGAAUCCCAGAAAAUUGACUGUUCUAGAGAUUUACCACCAUUGCUUUUUUUCUUUAAUAAAGUUUGGGAAAGUGGA
Molecule: messenger RNA, 951 nt
Organism: Ictidomys tridecemlineatus (thirteen-lined ground squirrel)
Lineage: Eukaryota; Metazoa; Chordata; Mammalia; Rodentia; Sciuridae
Source: RefSeq, a predicted model, not a curated record